UCCGGUGUGGCUGUGACGUCACCGUUCCCAUUCCGUUCUCUGUGGCUGAUGACAGUUUAACUGUUUGUUUACAUUCGUUUUUUGUCCUGUGAGGAAACAAUAUUAACAUUCGGUAUUUUCUACUCAGUCGUUACGAAGCUAAAAGGAAUAAAAAGCACAGUCUAAACUGGAGGGAAAAACGUGUAAAAGCGUGAGAUGAAAUGACAACGUCAACAUUACAGAAAGCCAUCGAUCUGGUCACCAAAGCCACAGAGGAGGACAAGGCCAAGAAUUAUGAGGAGGCUCUGAGACUGUACCAGCACGCUGUGGAAUAUUUCCUACAUGCCAUCAAGUAUGAGGCUCACAGUGAUAAAGCGAAGGAAAGUAUUAGGGGAAAGUGUAUGCAAUACCUGGAACGGGCAGAGAAGCUGAAGGCCUACCUAAGAAACAAGGACAAACAGGGAAAGAAGCCUGUGAAGGAGACACAGAGCAAUGACAAGAGCGACAGUGAUAGUGAAGGCGAGAACCCAGAGAAGAAGAAACUGCAGGAACACCUGAUGGGUGCUAUAGUGAUUGAGAAGCCAAAUGUGAGCUGGAAUGAUGUAGCUGGACUGGAGGGAGCUAAAGAGGCACUGAAGGAAGCCGUAAUCCUGCCAAUCAAAUUCCCACAUCUCUUCACAGGUAAACGGACUCCAUGGAGAGGGAUCUUGCUGUUCGGACCUCCAGGUACAGGAAAGUCCUACCUGGCUAAAGCUGUUGCUACCGAGGCUAACAACUCCACCUUCUUUUCUGUUUCCUCAUCUGACCUCGUGUCCAAAUGGCUGGGGGAGAGUGAGAAAUUGGUGAGAAAUCUUUUUGAGCUUGCUCGUCAGCGUAAACCCUCCAUCAUCUUCAUUGACGAGGUGGACUCUCUGUGCGGCUCACGAAGUGAAAACGAGAGUGAAGCAGCUCGCAGGAUCAAGACUGAGUUCCUUGUUCAGAUGCAGGGUGUGGGGAAUAAUAACGACAAAGUCUUGGUUCUUGGGGCUACUAACAUCCCCUGGGUUCUAGAUGCUGCCAUCAGGAGAAGGUUUGAGAAACGAAUCUACAUCCCCCUACCAGAGGAGCCGGCUCGGGCUGCCAUGUUCCGCCUACAUUUAGGGAACACACCCCACAGCCUGAGUGAAGCUGACCUGCGCCAACUCGCAAACAAGACUGACGGCUACUCCGGUGCUGACAUCAGCGUCAUUGUCAGAGAUGCUCUCAUGCAGCCUGUACGCAAAGUGCAGUCUGCCACACACUUCAAGAAGGUACGAGGUCCAUCCCGUAGUAACCCCUCGGUGAUGGUGGAUGACCUGUUGACGCCAUGUUCCCCUGGUGACCCUGCUGCUAUCGAGAUGACCUGGAUGGAUGUGCCUGGGGACAAACUGCUGGAGCCCAUAGUGUGUAUGGCUGACAUGCUGCGCUCUCUGUCCACCACUCGGCCCACAGUGAACUCUGAAGAUCUGCUGAAGGUAAAGAGGUUCACUGAGGACUUCGGGCAGGAAGGCUAAGGAUCAGCAAAUACCUGCCCAUCAGUCACACACAAACUGCCCCAUGGACUGGGCCCUGCAUUCUACCACCCUAAUAUGCCACUGUAUAGCUGGACUUCCUGUGUGCAGUGUUAAAAUGAAGGAGCGUUUACUUUUGCACAGUGUGUGUGUGUGUGUGUGUGUGUGUGUGUGUGUGUGUGUGUGUGUGUGUGUGUGUGUGUGUGUGGGACCCUAGCUCUUAGUGUAUGUGGACUUACUGUGUGUAUUUAUUUAUAUGUGUAAACUAUCUCUCUCUCUCACACACACACACACACUGCACUGCUUAAGCUCAGUAUUAAUUAUUUAUUUUCUUUCUCCCAUCAUUUCAGACUACUAUUACAUCAUCAUCGACGAAGCAGUAUAAAUUAUAUCAAUAAUACAAACUUUUACCCCAACCGUAGUUCAGCUACGAUGCUAAUUUGGAGUGAAGUGAUUUUGGAAGAUGGUUCAGUUCUCAUUUAUAUUAGUCUAACUGUCUCUGUUCACUCCAGGAUGCUUUGCACUCUACACACUACUGACAGAACAGCUAUGGAUAAUUAACUGUCUGAAUCGAUUAAGUAAUUAAACCUGAAUAGAGAAAUGGAAAUGUCUCUCUCUCUCUUUAAUGAAUCUAUAGGAUGAAUGAUCUUGUCCUAAAUCACACCCAGUGAGUGGGAGUCACAGUAUUGUGUUCACACCAUCAGGAGUGUGUAACAACCAGGAGAUAAGGAGGAGCAGGAACACAAACGUGCACAAAUACACAUUCUUAACGAACCUACCAAUCAAAUAUAGUUGUAAAAUAUUUUAAUUACUGAGAUAAGGCAUCUUCUUAAUAAAGUUGUAUGUACAUGUAUGUAUUUUUUAUUAUGUAUUUGAUUGUGUAGCUCACGGGGUUGAAAGCAGAAUUGUGGGACCUCCAUGAUGCAGUAAUAAAACUGGCCUGUAGAUGGCGUCAUGGAGCUCAGACCCUGAUGAGCUGCACUGCAUUAAUAUAACAUUCAGCUGAUCAGCAGAGAAAAUCUAUACAUUUAUUUAUUUAAGGAAGGUGACCUUCUGAAUAAGGAGUUUUUCUGUCGUGGAAAAUUGAGAAUGUUUGGAGUUCAUUCAUGUGAAAAAUAAAUAAAUAAAUAAGA
Molecule: messenger RNA, 2641 nt
Organism: Tachysurus fulvidraco (yellow catfish)
Lineage: Eukaryota; Metazoa; Chordata; Actinopteri; Siluriformes; Bagridae
Gene: vps4a
Product: vacuolar protein sorting 4 homolog A
Exons: 11
Coding region: 201-1511 (436 amino acids)
Biological process (GO): vacuole organization; endosomal transport
Molecular function (GO): ATP hydrolysis activity; ATP binding
Source: RefSeq, a predicted model, not a curated record